Mus musculus (house mouse) is the source of this 1775-nucleotide messenger RNA. It is a transcript of the gene Ltap1, whose product is annotated as RIKEN cDNA 4933434E20 gene. Gene Ontology annotation, biological process: phagocytosis. Lineage: Eukaryota; Metazoa; Chordata; Mammalia; Rodentia; Muridae. The transcript is spliced from 9 exons. Bases 400 to 1161 code for a protein of 253 amino acids. The record is from RefSeq and is marked validated. Gene Ontology annotation, cellular component: endoplasmic reticulum-plasma membrane contact site; plasma membrane; endoplasmic reticulum membrane.
ACAGUAUAGACAACAGGAAGUCAAAGACUGCAGCGAAAAUAUAUUCCACGACCAGGGUCGCACGUGACGCGAAAGGGCCGCGCACGUCAGCGUGCGCGCGCCUCCCCGCCACGAAACACUGCUCUUGAGUUCCGCGCGCCCGCCCCGCCCCCGCCCCGCCCCGCACGGAUCCGCCUCCAUCACGUGACUCCAGUAAGGUCUCGGCUUCCUCUUACUGGCGUAGUUCCGCGUCUCCGCACUCCCAGCCUGGUUUUUUUUUUUUUUUUUUUUUUAAUCGAAAACCAUAUGGAAAUGUUCGGAGAGCUCCAGGGAACCUAGGUUCCCUGGCUUCGGCAGAGCCUGGGCUAACGCGCGAGCGCGGCGGGACUGUCCUAGCAGGUGUUCCCGGAGAGAGAGGCGAUGGCGUCUAGUAGUAACUGGCUUUCUGGAGUGAAUGUCGUGCUGGUGAUGGCGUACGGGAGCCUGGUAUUCGUACUGCUGUUUAUUUUUGUGAAGAGACAAAUCAUGCGCUUUGCAAUGAAAUCUAGAAGGGGACCUCAUGUUCCUGUAGGACACAAUGCCCCCAAGGACUUAAAAGAGGAGAUCGAUAUUCGACUAUCCAGGGUUCAAGAUAUCAAGUAUGAACCCCAGCUCCUUGCAGAUGAUGAUACCAGACUACUGCAGCUGGAAACCCAGGGGAAUCAAAGUUGCUACAACUAUCUGUACAGAAUGAAAGCUCUAGAUGCCAUCCGUGCCUCUGAGAUCCCGUUUCAUGCUGAAGGCCGGCACCCCUGUUCUUUAAUGGGUAAGAAUUUCCGCUCCUACUUGCUAGAUCUGCGAAAUACUAGCACUCCUUUCAAGGGUGUUGGCAAGGCCCUCAUUGAUACUCUCCUGGAUGGAUAUGAGACAGCCCGCUAUGGGACAGGGGUCUUUGGCCAGAGUGAGUACUUACGAUAUCAAGAGGCCUUGAGUGAGCUGGCCACUGUGGUCAAAGCACGAAUUGGAAGUUCUCAGAGACAACACCAGUCAGCAGCCAAAGACCUAACUCAGUCACCUGAAAUGUCACCAACAACAAUCCAGGUCACAUACCUGCCUUCCAGUCAGAAGAGCAAACGCCCUAAGCACUUCCUGGAACUGAAGAGCUUUAAGGACAACUAUAACACACUGGAGAGCACUCUGUGAUGGGGCUGCACACGUGCAGCCGUGCAGCACUCGGGAUGUCUGGUUCAGCAGACCCAGGCUUUAUUGGCCAAAGCAUUCUUACAGAACAGUGUCUAAAAGGUCAUUCCCAACCCUUUCUGAUAUUGGCUAAGACCUCAGUAUCUCCCAGUAGCACUUCUUCUGGAUUUGAAUUCAAAUGUCAUUCUUAACAUUUCUGUUGAUGCUUCUUUGAAAAUCUUCGCUUGAUUUUGGCUGUAAAUCACCUACCCUGUUAAAUGCUGUUUAAUCCCAAGGAUGUAAGUUGAGGUGAGGUGUCUUCUCUGUCUGCCCCAUUGCACUCAACUGAAUAGAAAUAUUUGGGUUUAGAGCAUCUCAAAAGUGGGUAGAAUGUCCUUUGGGAUUUUGUUGCUCCGUUUAAACCAGGUGUAUUGUGACAUGAACAUGACUUUCCUAAAGUGGAAGGAUCUGUCCCCACCUUCACCCAGUCCUUAGGACAAGUAGAAAGGGGCAUUCUGGCACUUGGCAUAACCUAUGCCACGAUGGUGAGAUAAUGUGAAAAAGUGGUAUCCUCUGAUGUCAGCGUAUUAGUCUCAGUUUACAAAGUACUUAAUAAAACUAACUACUGUAAAACCAUG